UCGAACCCCAAUUGUUUCUUCGCCCACGAGCGGAGCUGCUCGCCCGAGCCUUCUGAGGUGCUCAUACUGGAUCUAUGACAGGGAGGUCUGGAAACCACGGCUCUGCUGCUAGCGCUGGGAAGAGAGGAAGAACGCGUCGACGUGGUUGAACACACGACGCGACGUGAUUUAAAUGGCGCGUACGGAUAUCCCACGGCCUGAUCAGGCAUUGUCCGACAUACCCUGAUUGGACGGCGCGCCCGACGCGUUCGAGUCACGGUCCCGCCCGGUCCCGCCGUUGCCGCCUGCACCACGUUUCAUGUGCAACUCGUCUCAUCGCACAAAUGGCGAUCGCUUCAAAUCCUCUGGAAUGCCCGUUCCGCGAGAGCUGCGCUCGCCGAUCGUCAACGACAGCCCGGUAAAUGCAGGUCAAGCUGCGCAUCAAAUCCACAUAUCACGAUCUUCGAAAGCCCAACAGCUGUAGGCUUGUGGAAGCAUGACUGUGCACAUAUACUUAGCCCCUCGUGCGUCUGUUCUCUUUCCUGUGAAGCAGGGAUCACGGAGCUACUGACCAUUAAAGGAUGGCGUUCAAGCAUGAGCGCCGCCAACGAGUGAUCAAACGCUCGGCUGAUCGUAUGCAGCAAUUGAAAGGAUGAUACAGCCACGCUGCCUACCCUUCUGUUGAUCCGUGCGCAGUGCCAUGUACAUACGAGUGACGCUUGUGCGCACGCAUCGAUAGAAUGCACCUGGCUCAACUAGGCCCACGCUUGAACGGAGGAAGGUAAGGAACAAAGUCGAAGAUGGUGCUUACUUUCCUUAGUCCAUCACAUAUCACUGCCAUUAAUGCCGCAAGUCUUCCGUGCUUCUGUUUUACGCAUGUGGGGUCACAUGGUCACAGCUCUAUUGCUUUCUUGUGUGCGAAGGAUUCCUUUUUUAAGCACUGAUGGACAGCCGCUAUCAUAACGUCAACUCGGUAGGAUAGUGGAAGCACGACGCUAGAUAGGACAGCUUCUUACCGCUGUUGAAACGACGAAAAGGAUUCGGAUUUUGUGCGUCGUUGUCUCUUUUCAUUCUAUUCCUGUGCCGAGCGUUUGAUAAUGUGGAGCAUAAUCAGUGUGUCAUGUACUCAGAGGCACUCUGUGCACCCGAAUCUACUUGACUCCAGAGCC
This is a messenger RNA of Heterobasidion irregulare TC 32-1, 1148 nucleotides long. RefSeq lists its product as uncharacterized. Bases 299 to 463 code for a protein of 54 amino acids. The record is from RefSeq and is a predicted model, not a curated record. Lineage: Eukaryota; Fungi; Basidiomycota; Agaricomycetes; Russulales; Bondarzewiaceae. The transcript has a single exon.